Myotis daubentonii (Daubenton's bat) is the source of this 3496-nucleotide messenger RNA. RefSeq names its product potassium channel tetramerization domain containing 10 (gene KCTD10). The record is from RefSeq and is a predicted model, not a curated record. Gene Ontology annotation, biological process: protein homooligomerization; protein ubiquitination; proteasome-mediated ubiquitin-dependent protein catabolic process. Gene Ontology annotation, cellular component: Cul3-RING ubiquitin ligase complex. NCBI's taxonomy places the organism in Eukaryota, Metazoa, Chordata, Mammalia, Chiroptera, Vespertilionidae. Gene Ontology annotation, molecular function: ubiquitin-protein transferase activity; protein binding.
GCGCCCUCUGCGGGGCGGAAGUGAGGUAUGGACAGCGGAAGUUCCCGCCCCGGCCCCGCCUCCGCCCCUGGCUCACGCGAGCUGGGUGUUUCCUGCCUCUUUCAGUCCAGGUUGGGAGACUCCGGCGUCCUCCAGCUUUUCAUGGAAGAGAUGUCAGGAGAAAGUGUGGUGAGCUCAGCGGUGCCAGCGGCUGCUACCCGCACCACUUCCUUCAAGGGCACGAGUCCCAGCUCCAAGUAUGUGAAGCUGAACGUGGGCGGCGCCCUCUACUACACCACCAUGCAGACGCUGACCAAGCAGGACACCAUGCUGAAGGCCAUGUUCAGUGGGCGGAUGGAAGUGCUCACCGACAGUGAAGGCUGGAUCCUCAUUGACCGCUGUGGGAAGCACUUUGGUACGAUACUCAACUACCUUCGUGACGGGGCAGUGCCCUUGCCGGAGAGCCGCCGGGAGAUCGAGGAGCUGCUGGCAGAAGCCAAGUACUACCUGGUCCAGGGCCUGGUGGAAGAGUGCCAGGCAGCCCUGCAACAGAACAAAGAUGCUUAUGAGCCUUUCUGCAAAGUUCCUGUUAUCACCUCAUCCAAAGAAGAACAGAAACUUAUAGCGACUUCAAACAAGCCAGCCGUGAAGUUACUCUACAACAGAAGUAACAACAAAUACUCAUAUACCAGCAAUUCUGACGACAACAUGUUGAAAAACAUUGAACUCUUCGAUAAGCUGUCUCUGCGCUUUAACGGACGGGUCCUGUUCAUAAAGGAUGUCAUCGGGGACGAAAUCUGCUGCUGGUCCUUUUAUGGGCAGGGCCGGAAGAUUGCUGAGGUCUGUUGUACCUCCAUCGUCUAUGCCACUGAGAAGAAGCAGACCAAGGUGGAGUUCCCUGAGGCCCGGAUUUAUGAGGAGACCCUGAAUAUUUUGCUGUAUGAGGCCCAGGAUGGCCGUGGACCUGACAAUGCGCUCCUGGAGGCCACAGGUGGGGCGGCUGGGCGCUCCCACCACCUGGACGAAGACGAGGAGCGGGAGCGGGAGCGCAUCGAGCGUGUGCGGCGGAUCCACAUCAAGUGACCUGACGACCGUGCCCACCUCCACCAGUGAGCAGGCAAGCGGACCCGAGCUCUCCUCCCUCCUCCCCACUCUGCACUGAUCCCUGCGGGCUCCCAGGCACCUUCCACUUCCCCUGGAGUCUGGAGACACUUUUGUAACAAGCCAGAUGAUUUUGAUAUUUCUCGACAAGGUGAAUUGAUUUGUACCAGGCGAAUGCUCCCGUGUUGUUGACAAGCUGUGUCCAAGGGCUCUACUUUCUGUGAGAACCUGGAAGGCCCGCUGGGUUCUCAAAGGAAAAGUGUGAAUGCGUACGAAGCGUAUGUGAGGACUUUCGUUUGCAGUAUUUAUUUUUGUGGAUGUUGACUACCUGUUGGAGCUUCUUGGAUGGCGUUGCCUUUGGGGUUCAGUGUGAUAGCUCUGAGGGAUCCUGCAGCUGGUGGCCACCAGGGGUGUCUUCAGGCUCCGUUGUCCCUCAUCCUCCCGCCCACCCGGCACACUGGCUGGUGCCUGCACGCUUCCCAGACGGCUUUGCUAGAAGUCCAGUCUGCAGCAGGACUUCAUGCCCAGAGCGUGUUGGUAAAUAACUGCGGCUUGUGGCAGUGGAGGCGGGACCUGGUGGGCUUCGUGUAGCUCUGGGUGCCUGAUCUGUUUAGGGGCAAGCCUCUUGCUACCUUGGCUGGUCUGUGGUCUGGUGCCUGGUGGGCCCUACACCUCUGGCUAGGGCAGAGCUGUGCUGGUAGCGAGUGCUCGCCCUUGUUGCCUUGCUGCUUUCCAGGAAGGCCCUCUGGCCUGGUUGUGGGCACAGCUCACAAACCGAGGGAUCCAUUCCUUCCUCCUUAAGUUGGGCUUACUGCCGCAGUAGGUGCCCUGCCCUUUGCUUAGAAACUCAGUGUGGCCCCAGCCUGGCAUCCAUGCGGGACCACCAGCACCAGCAGCCUCAGGGCAGCUUGCCUGCUGUAAACGUAGCCAUCACCUGGAGACCCCUUGUGUGUCUUUGCCUCUGAUUUUGACAUGGAUGGAGUGGCUGUCAGUAAGAGAUGUGCGGAUCGUUUGGGUCCGGUUAGUGUUCAUGGUGUUCAGGGGAUGUGUGUGACUGUGACGGGGGGGUGUGCAUGUGGGGGAUGGGCGUUCUCGGUACCUACCUCCCAGUCUCCUCUGCGCCUGUCAGGGACAGAGUGAGAUGUGACUCGUAUCGGUGGUUGAGACUAGACUAGGUAGUUACAAGGUGAUAGGAAUGUGUGUAAGGUAGUGGGUGGUUUUUGUCCACUUUUCAAGGGAAACGUUACCGUUUUAUACCAAAGGUAUUAAUAUGGGCAGCCUCUGAUACAAUGUAGUCCAAAAAAACGAGUUUAUAUUUUGAAAUGGUUUUUACAGCUUCGACUUUGUACGCACUGCCCUACUGGCGACAGUUGUACGCCUUCCUUUUGUGUCCAGCAGCGAAGCCUCCAAUAAACCUUUAACCAAGGGUGACAACCCCAAAGUCAAGGACUGGGUAGAUGCUUUUUAAACUGUGUGGGAACCUUCGCAUGAGGCCGUUCGGAUUCUAUUAAGUGCUAAGGAAAGGGGGGCUUAAAAAAUGUUUCUUAAAUGUUUCAUACUGUUCGCGUUCCAACAGCAGCCCUGCCGUUCGGGUUGAACUUUUCUAGAAGUUAAAGUGAAUGUCAGUUCCAUUGUUUCCUGUAGGAAUGGAAAAGCCAUCAAAUUGUUUUUAAAUGUUUACACGAAGAGUACGUUUGUGGAACAAGUGAUUUGUUUGGGCUUCUCCACCUGAUGACCUAACGUUUCUGGCCGUCUCUGUCUGUCUCCUUUCACUGCUCCCCUGGGAUAUGAGAGGUCCCUACGACAUUCCAGGUGAAUGCUGCUGCAUGGCCCUGAGCUGACAGAGGGCCUUGGCUGGCCCAGCGGUUAUCCAGUAUAUUCUACAAGGACCUAAUUUUUCUUAUGCUGGCAUUGGGGCAAACACAAGUCAGUAUUUACGCUUAAGAACCAUCCAAGUAAAACACGGGCCUAAGAUCUGGUAAAGAGUAAAAUUUUAUUACAUUGUUAUAGCUUACAGUGAAAGAGGCGAACAGCUUUUGGUCCCUUGUAAUCAAGUUGUUUUUUCAACUACGCCACCUGAUGGUGGUACAGGAGCCUGUGCCCGAGACAGCCCCUGGCAGAGCCCCUUCUGUCGCCCUCCUGCAGCGGCUUAGCAGGUUGGUCGCUGGGCAGGUCCCAGCCCUCUGCUUACUAAUAGGUGUGUGUGCCUCCCAGCAGCUAUUCAGGGCCCACGUGGGAACACGCAGCCCGACUCUUGGAUUGGGUGCUGUCUACACAUCUGUGUGUCCUUAAGCUUUCUGUUUCUCUGUGCUAUGGAAAAAGAUGCUGUAAGCUUUAGAAGUCGUCACUGUAUGUUGUGCAAGCAUUUGUGGACAUAAUGUACAAUAAAAGUUAUAUAUAUAAUGCUUCUACGUAA